Mastomys coucha (southern multimammate mouse) is the source of this 1928-nucleotide messenger RNA. RefSeq names its product Ras association domain family member 7 (gene Rassf7). The coding region runs from base 486 to 1565 and encodes 359 amino acids. The transcript is spliced from 7 exons. NCBI's taxonomy places the organism in Eukaryota, Metazoa, Chordata, Mammalia, Rodentia, Muridae. The record is from RefSeq and is a predicted model, not a curated record. Gene Ontology annotation, biological process: signal transduction.
GGGGGGAAGGGUGUCUAUUACCAGAAGCCUCCAGGGAGACACAGCCCAGGGCCAUGAGUGCAUUCUGUACCAAUUUGGUUUGGAUCUGUAAGCUAGAUUACUACCCACCCAGCUAAGCUAAGGAGGCCCAGGAACUAUACAGAUCCCUGGAACCUGUCCCUAGCCAGUGGCGAUAGGCUGGAACUGGCAAACAGUGGUGUCCUAUGAGUAAAUUCACUGUGUGAGAGAGCCACAGAUUCCGAGGGGAGCAGGGCUGAAGAGGCCUAGCCUACGGGGCUGGUGAAGGGAGGGCGACUGUUGAGCUCGGGUGCACGUCAGGGUUGCAGGAUUCCAGUCAGGAGCCCUCUCUGUGGGCGGAGACCAGCACACUCAAAGUCUGCUGAAGAAGUCUGCUCAGGAGCUGGGAACACACUUCACUUGGGCCAAUCAGCCCAGAGCGAACGCAGCUGCAGACGCGCUUCCGCGUUGAUCAUCAGAGGACAGGGAUGGUCUUGGAGCUUGUGGCCAUGGAGCUAAAGGUAUGGGUGGAUGGCAUCCAGCGGGUGGUCUGUGGCGUCUCAGAACAGACCACCUGCCAAGAAGUGGUCAUUGCGCUAGCUCAAGCUAUAGGCCAGACAGGUCGAUUUGUCCUUGUGCAGCGUCUUAGGGAGAAGGAACGACAGCUGCUGCCACAGGAAUGUCCAGUGGGAGCCCAGGCCACCUGUGGACAGUUUGCCAAUGAUGUCCAGUUUGUCCUGAGGCGGACAGGUCCCAGCCUGUCUGGGAGGCCCUCCUCAGACAACUGUCCACCCCCAGAACGAUGUCCAGUUCGUGCCAGCCUUCCCCCAAAGCCAUCGGCAAUACCAGGCCGUGAGCCACGCAAAGCACUGACCUUCAACCUUGGAUGUCCCAAGCUGGUCCCCAGCCUACCUAUCCCUGAGUCUACAGCCCUGGUAGGACCCAUACCAGACUACUUUGCAAAACUGCAGGGCCUAGAACUCAGGAUACAGAGGAAUACUGAGGAGUUGGGCCAUGAGGCCUUCUGGGAACAAGAGCUGCAACGAGAACAAGCCAGGGAGCGUGAGGGACAGGCACGCCUGCAAGCACUCAGUGAAGCUACUGCCGAGCACACUGCCCGGCUGGAGGCCCUGGAUGCCCAGGCUCGUGCCCUGGAGGCAGAGCUACGACUGGCUGCUGAGGCCCCUGGUCCUCCUUCAGCUACAGCAUCUGCUGCUGAGCGCCUACGCCAGGACCUAGCCAUCCAAGAGCGGCAUAGUCUGGAGAUGCAGGGCACCUUGGCCUUGGUGAGCCAGGCUCUGGAGGAUGCUGAGCACGCUCUGCAGGCCCAGGCUCAGGAGCUGGAGGAGCUGAACAGGGAACUCCGUCAGUGCAAUCUGCAACAGUUCAUCCAGCAGACAGGGGCUGCAUUGACACCGCCUCCACAGCUGGAUAAAACCAACCCGAGCACACAGGACCUUCUGCCUCCAAAUAGAGAAGACCUCCUCCAAGGAGUCCCCCAGAGCCACAUCCUAGUGUCCAGCCUGAAUCCUGAGGUUCCCCCCAUGAGGCAGAGCUCCUGGAGGUAGCAGUUCCUGUACAAGUAGGGAUCCUGAAGACAGAUGAGCCAGCACAGCUGGGAUGAGCCACCUGGAUAGUAGGAGAGUGUGAUCACAGGAUUCUUUCCCUAAAGCUAUGAUGUCCUGCAGUUUCUGCUUCAGGGGGUUGGAGUGCUGGCAACUGUUAAUCCUAGUCUCUUUCAAAUCUCCCAAGUCCCCUGAAGAAGUAAUAAAUGGGUACAGUUCAGAACUUAGCAGGCCCCAAAGGCAUGGAGAGAAGUGUGGACAGUGUAUUCAUCCUGUGUGUGUGCCUGCUAUGUACUCCAGUGUAUGUGUGCUGCCUUCCUUGCCCUGACAACCUCAAUAAAUUACCUUUCAAAGGUGCUUAAAUGU